Molecule: messenger RNA, 4344 nt
Organism: Penicillium samsonianum
Lineage: Eukaryota; Fungi; Ascomycota; Eurotiomycetes; Eurotiales; Aspergillaceae
Product: ABC transporter integral membrane type 1
Exons: 5
Coding region: 1-4344 (1447 amino acids)
Biological process (GO): transmembrane transport
Cellular component (GO): membrane
Molecular function (GO): ABC-type transporter activity; ATP hydrolysis activity; ATP binding
Source: RefSeq, a predicted model, not a curated record
AUGCCGCCCGAAGCUCGGUUUGCCGUCGUUGCUAGCACGGGCGCUUUCGACUUUACGCCCGCCUUCGAGGACGCCGUUCUCUGCAUCGUCCCUUCGGCCCUCUUUCUAGUUGUGGCCCUACAGCGUCUCUUCUGGCUCGCGAGACAGCCUCGCAAGGUCGCCAAAAGCCACCGGCCAAUCGUGAAAGGAUUGAUCGGCGUCUACACGGCUCUACAACUUGCAGUCUUGCUGUACUGGGCUCUGAAUGCAGAGAAGUGGCCUUUCUCUCAGUUGCGGACGUCGGCCGCCGUGCUCGCCUUCGUCGAUGGAUUUUUGCUCUUGUUCCUGUCCCAUGCCGAGCACGCGCGCUCGGUGCGACCAUCGACCAUCAUAAACGUUUAUUUACUCUUUACUUUGCUCUUUGACUGCGUCGUCGCCAGAACCCUGUGGCUUGCCGACCAUGACUCCGCUAUCUCGGGCCUCUUCACCUCAACUGUCGCGAUCAAACUCUUUGUCUUGACUUUGGAAGCUUGGGAAAAGAGACCUAUACUCCUGUCCCAGUACCAGUAUCUCUCCCCAGAGGCAACCAGUGGCAUACUGGCCCGGAGUGUCUUCUGGUGGCUGAAUUCAUUCAUGCGAACCGGGUUCACUCGCUCCCUCACCGAUCAUGAUCUGCUCCCCAUUCAUGACAGCCUAGCGGCACGAACACUACUCCCAAAAGCACGAAACUCAUUUGGUUCAUCAAACCAGUCCAACCGCCAUGCAUUGGCCUUCUCCACGUUGUGGGCCACCAAGUAUAUAUUUCUUGCUGGCGUGGCACCCCGGCUUGCAUUGGCAGCUUUCAAGUACACGCUGCCCUUUCUCAUCACUAGAACGACUUCCUGGACGGCCGAUCUGUCGCAGUCGGAUGCAAUUGGAUGGGGGCUGACGGGCGCAUGGCUGCUGAUCUUCCUUGGGCAAGCAAUUUCGAACGGCUUUUAUUACCAGAUGACAUAUCGAUUUGUCACUUCGAUUUGCGGCAGUCUCUGCAGUUUGAUCUACACCAAGACGUUGGAUCUCAGCAGCACGGCUCUCGAUGAGUCUGUGGCAGUAUCGCUCAUGUCCACGGACACCGAGAGUAUCUGUCAAAGCGCCGCAACCUUACACGAGCUUUGGGCCUCGCCAAUUGAGUCCGCAGUCGCCAUUUUUCUCCUGUACAGGCAGCUUGGACUUGCCGCGCUGGCCCCGGUCGUUGUAGCAAUCAUUGCCACUACUGGAAUGUUGCAGCUUGCCCAGUUCAUUGGCAUGGCCAAGAAGAGAUGGAUGAGGGGCAUCCAAACGCGGGUCGAUGUAACGGCUUCCGUCCUCGCAUCCAUGAAGGAAGUCAAAAUGCUUGGUUUGUCGGAUAUUGUCGCGAACAUGAUCCAGAACCUCCGCGUAACAGAACUGGACUUAUCCAAGCAAUAUCGCAGACUGUUGGCCAUACAGACUUUCAUUGCAAUGAACACGGCGACCAUCGCCCCUCUGGCGACCUUUGUAACCUUUGUGAUUGUUUCCAAGAGCACUGGUCAGCCCUUGAACACGGAGUCUGCUUAUACCUCGCUCUCGCUGAUAUACCUUUUGUCGGACCCUAUGGUUGUCGUGUUUCGUACCAUCCCAUCCGUCAGUGCCGCCCUCGCGUGCUUUUCUCGCAUUCAAAACUACUUGUUGUCUGAAAGCUGUACCGAUUACAGACUGCCCUUGAGCGAGCGGGAUCAUCAUUCAAGCCAAGGCGAUGAGAAAGGCGACACGCUUGUGGCGAUAUCAGGAGCCAGUUUUGGCUGGGUUCCCGGAAAUCCGGACAUCCUCAACGACAUCACCGUCAACAUCCGCAGGUCUUGCUUCACAUUCGUCGUCGGACCCGUGGGCUCGGGCAAGAGCACCCUCAUGCGAGCAAUUCUGGGAGAAGUCCCGCUCCGAGCGGGUUCCAUCCAUGCCGAUCCCGGCAACAUUGCGUUUGUUGGUCAGGAGCCCUGGAUCCAGAACCUGACCAUACGCCAGAAUAUCCUAGGCAGUACCAGCUACGACGCGGAAUGGUACAGCAAAGUUGUCUACGCGUGCGGGCUGGAGCAGGAUAUCGGCGAGCUUCCCGACGGAGAUGCGACAAGGGCGGGCAGCGCGGGUUUUUCGUUGAGCGGCGGCCAAAAGCAGCGGCUCGCCUUGGCCCGAGCCGUCUACUCUAGGGAAAAGACAGUCUUGUUGGACGAUGUCUUUGCAGGGCAGGAUGCGGCGACCGAGGAGCACGUCUUUCAGAAUCUUUUUGCCGAGACGGGUCUCUUCCGGCAGAUGAGCAUAACUGUGGUCUGUGUCACGAAUGCCAUUCAUAGACUCGCCUAUGCCGAUCAUGUGGUCGCUCUAGAUGUGAGCGGCCAUAUCAUGCACCAAGGCUCAUUCGCCCAACUUCAAUCCGAUACAGAUUAUCUGCAUGGGCUGGCAGUCGAGCAGAACGGCGCGAUUGACGCGCAGGACGCAGCUAAAGCAUCGGUGCAGCAUCGCCACGAGACUGUUCCCAAGGGUCGAUCCGAACAAGAUGCUGACCAGAACAGCGACGACUCUGAAUCGCCCGGACGAGUCCUCGGCGAGUUUGCCACAUAUGCAUAUUACUUUGGCUCCGUCCCUGUAUGGCACACCAUACUGUUCGCUGCCCUCACCAUUCUGUACGCGGGAGGUUCUCGGAUGACGGCACUCGUACUCAGCUUCUGGACGGACACUGCAGAAGAAUCCGGCCAAGCCACCAAUGACUACUAUCUCGGGCUCUUCGGAAUGCUCACCGGUCUCGCCGUCUUGGGCAUCACAGGGGCCGCCUAUUUCUUCCUGGUCGUUAUGGUGGCUUUGAGCUCCGAGGUUCUCCACGCUCGGCUUCUACAUUCCGUCAUGAAUGCCCCUGUGGCCUUCUUCUCGCGCACCGACGUCGGAGUCACCACGAAUCGCUUCAGCCAGGACAUGUCGGUCGUCGAUACCGAGCUGCCCUUCGCCCUUGUGGAUUUCUGCGUCAACUUUGCCCUCAUCAUCAUGUCGGUCAUCCUGAUGUGCGUAUUUUCUGGGUAUUUUGCAGCCACACUUGUGCCCUUCGUCGCUUUCUGCUGGUUGCUGCAAAAGUUCUACGUGCGGACGUCUCGGCAGAUCCGACUGUUUGAUCUUGAAGCCAAGUCUCCCCUCUUCACGCAGUUUCUCGACCUCCUCCAGGGCCUAUCCACGGUGCGGGCGUUCGCGUGGGGGCCGCGCUUCAUCGAGCAGUACCUGGACCUUCUCGAUGCCUCGCAAAGACCCUUUUACCUGCUCUUCUGCAUCCAGCGCUGGCUGGGCCUCGUGCUCGACCUGAUGACCGCCGUCCUCGUGACUGUCAUGAUGGUCCUAGUCGUGGAGCUGCGGGCGCAGCUGUCGGCGCAGUACGUGGCCCUGGCCUUCGUGCAGGUCAUGUCGUUCGGCCAGUCGCUGGCCCACGUCAUCCAGGACUGGACGCAGCUCGAGACGUCGUUUGGUGCCGUCGCGCGCGUCAAGACGUUCUGCACCGACACCGAGUCGGAGAACCGACCCGCUGAGACGGGUACCGUGCCCAAGAACUGGCCGGCGCACGGCCGCGUCACCAUCAAGGAUCUGGUGGCCUCGUACGAUGCGCGCGGCGGCGGCGAGCCCGUCCUACGCGGCGUGAGCCUUGACAUCCCCGCCGGUGCCAAGGUCGGCAUCUGUGGCCGCAGCGGGAGUGGCAAGAGCUCGCUCCUGGGCUGCAUCCUGCGGCUCCUCGAAGUCGGCCCCGGCUCGAGCAUCACCAUCGACGGCGUCGACAUCACGACGCUGCCACGGCAGGCUGUGCGCGCUGCAGUGGCCGUUGUGCCGCAGCACCCUUUCUUCCUGAAGCACACGAGCCUCCACGACAACCUUGUCGUCCUUCACCGACAGCAGCACCGGCAGGAGCACGAACAGCACGAGCAGCAGCAGCAAACCGACGACGACAAGAUUCUCCAAGUCCUGCGCCGGCUCAAAAUGGACGAUGUCGUAGAUCGGAUGGGCGGCUUGGACAGCCCGCUGGACGCCGACCGGCUCUCGCAGGGCCAGCGCCAGCUCCUGUGCAUCGCCCGGGCCAUGUUGGCGGGCAAGCGGAUCAUCCUAAUCGACGAGGCGAGCAGCAACGUCGACGAGCGGUCCGAGCGGCUCAUCAGGGACGUCAUGCGUGAGCAAUUUGCCAGCUGCACCGUCAUUGCCGUUGCGCAUCGCCUCGGUGCCGUUGUCGACUUCGAUCGUGUUGCUGUCAUGGGCGGUGGUCAGCUCCUGGAAUGGGAUAGUCCUCGCGCUCUCCUGAAGCGAGAUAGCGAGUUUAAGAGGCUUUGGGACCUUGGGGCGAGUUAG